GGAGGCCGAGUCCGGCCAGCCUUUCGCUUCCAAACUUGCCCGCAGUAAUGCCUCUCCGCGCGACAUUCCCAGGCCGGCGACACGCUGUUCACAACCCAGCAGGAGAUGAAAGGACUUGGCCCCGCACCGAGAGAACUGGGUAGCCAAAAUUAGUCACAGCCCAGCUCCCCCAGUCCCUCACCUUAUAGACGGCCACACAGGCUGAAGUGCAGCCCAGGUGAACUCCAAUGGCCGCCAUGAGGCGGCAGAGACGGCGGCAGCACUAAUGAGUGGUCCCCCUAUGGCAACAGCUCCAGGCCUCCGAACGGCCCCAUCAGGCACCGCGGAAAUUUCACGUUCCCGCCCGCCCACUGCGUCCCGUCCGUCCGCCGCGGCCUCCCGCAUCGCCGCCAAUCAGCGUGAAGGUUUCUCCUUUCCUCUCGGACUGUCUGCGAAUAGCUUUACUGCGUCCCCUCCUAGCCCCCGCCCCACCGGAAAGGCACCGCGUGUGCGAUAGUGCGCACGCGCCAGUGAGGAAGCGCCUGGAAGGGGCGCGGACUCUUGGUUCCGCCUCUUUCUGGCCCCUUUCGAGGAAGCCAAUGGAAACUCCCGGUGGAAUUGCGUCAUUUGUCCUAGCAACUCUGGGCAGAUUCCCUACGGCCCCGCCCCCCUCCGCCCCCACAGAAGUCGGCUCCUCAGCGUCCUGUAACAGCCCAGGGCUAUAGCAGCCUGGCUGUUGUAGGACGGAGGUGACGAGGUGUUCGGAGCGGCUGGCUCAGCAUGCGGGGCGCGGUACCAGCCACGAUGGUGGCCUUUUGUGCCGGGCUUUGGGUCUCUAACCUGGGGCCCGCCCUGGGCCAGGAGGCCGGGGCCGACUGUGAAGUAUGUAAAGAAUUCCUGAACCGAUUCUAUAACUCCCUGAUCGCCAGAGGAGUCCAUUUUUCCCUGGACACCAUAGAAAAGGAAUUGGUCAGCUUUUGCUUGGAUGUCAAAGGAAAAGAAAACCGCCUGUGCUAUUAUCUAGGAGCAACCAAAGAUGCAGCCACCAAGAUCCUAAGUGAGGUUGCUCGCCCAAUGAGUGUGCAUAUGCCUGCAACAAAGAUUUGUGAGAAGCUCAAGAAGAUGGACAGCCAGAUCUGUGAGCUGAAAUAUGAAAAGCAGCUGGACCUGGCAUCAGUGGACCUGUCAAAGAUGAGGGUAGCAGAGCUGAAGCAGAUCCUGCGCAGCUGGGGGGAGGAGUGCAGAGCCUGUGCGGAAAAAACCGACUACGUGGAUCUCAUCACAGAACUGGCCCCCAAGUAUGCGGCGGCGCACCCCAAAUCAGAGCUCUGACCCUCAGGCGCCAACGCGUCGCUGAUGACAGACACGGUGACUCUUCAGGAUAUGGAUUUGUGGGUUAGGAGUAACUGGGAGCUGUGCUCUGUGUGGUCUCAUACUUUUUGUGUUGCUAAUACCACCAAUCAAGGCUUGGUUAGGGGGGUUGUAAUUAAAAGUGCUAGUAUCAGUGGUA
Molecule: messenger RNA, 1489 nt
Organism: Suricata suricatta (meerkat)
Lineage: Eukaryota; Metazoa; Chordata; Mammalia; Carnivora; Herpestidae
Gene: CDNF
Product: cerebral dopamine neurotrophic factor
Exons: 4
Coding region: 760-1311 (183 amino acids)
Biological process (GO): neuron projection development; dopaminergic neuron differentiation
Cellular component (GO): endoplasmic reticulum
Source: RefSeq, a predicted model, not a curated record